AUGGCUCAAUCAAAUCCUUCUGCCGAACAUGGUGCCGAGAUCUACAAGGAGAAUGCCGAACCUACUCAGCUGAGCACCAAGGACACCCAGGACGAAGAUACAAUUGCAUUGCGAUACGCCCAGAAGGAGCUUCUCGUCGCCUACGAAUCUCUGGAGCAGCUCCUGGAUGUCAUGCGAAGGGCAGAUAAAGAACAGCUUCAAUCGCUCUUUGCAGCCACGCAGAGUGGCCUUCCACGAUCCGAGAUUUUGGCGAUGGUCAAGCAGUACGCCAAGAGCAUCGAAGAAUCUUCCCCCAAGUGA
Messenger RNA from Talaromyces atroroseus, 300 nucleotides. RefSeq lists its product as hypothetical. The coding region runs from base 1 to 300 and encodes 99 amino acids. Lineage: Eukaryota; Fungi; Ascomycota; Eurotiomycetes; Eurotiales; Trichocomaceae. The record is from RefSeq and is a predicted model, not a curated record. The transcript has a single exon.